Lycium barbarum (goji berry) is the source of this 1990-nucleotide messenger RNA. Its product is annotated as UDP-glycosyltransferase 73C25-like. NCBI's taxonomy places the organism in Eukaryota, Viridiplantae, Streptophyta, Magnoliopsida, Solanales, Solanaceae. The record is from RefSeq and is a predicted model, not a curated record. The transcript has 3 exons. Gene Ontology annotation, molecular function: UDP-glycosyltransferase activity. Bases 224 to 1735 code for a protein of 503 amino acids.
AAAACAAAAAGAAAAAGAGUGUACAGUUUGCUCACUCCCACAAUGUAUUAUCAAGAAAAUUCCUCCCAAAAAAACAAACACCUAAUAGUCCACCUUGUCGUCCCUUAUUUUUUCUUAGGUUGUUGAAUUUUUUACCUGAACAGCCUUAACUUCCAUUAUAGCUUUAAAAUCAAGAAACACAAAAAUCCCAACUAAUUUCUCUCAACACAUCCUUCUUUUUGCCAUGGCAACUCAAUUAGUCCACCAACUUCAUUUCAUUCUCUUCCCUUUAAUGGCUCCAGGCCACAUGAUCCCCAUGAUAGACAUAGCUAAACUUCUAGCAAAUCGCGGCGCUAUCACCACCAUCAUCACCACUCCAGUAAACGCGAAUCGUUUCAGUUCAACGAUUAAUCACGCAACACAAACUGGUCAAAAAAUCCAAAUCCUCACAGUCAAUUUUCCUAGUGUAGAAGUAGGUUUACCUGAAGGUUGCGAAAAUCUUGAUAUGCUUCCUUCACUUGACAUGGCUUCGAAAUUUUUCGCAGCAAUAAGUAUGAUGAAGCAACAAGUGGAGAGUCUUCUAGAAGGACUAAAUCCCAAACCAAGUUGUAUAAUUUCAGAUAUGGGAUUGCCAUGGACAACUGAAAUCGCGCGAAAAAAUAGUAUCCCAAGAAUUGUUUUCCAUGGAACUUGCUGUUUCUCGCUUUUAUGUUCGUACAAAAUACUCUCCUCCAAGGUUCUUGAAAAUCUAACCUCGGAUUCGGAGUAUUUCGUGGUUCCUGAUUUGCCCGAUAGGGUCGAACUAACGAAAGCUCAGGUUUCAGGAUCGGCCAAAAGUAACAGUUCUGCUAGUUCCUCUGUAUUGAAAGAAGUAAUAGAGCAAAUCAGAUCAGCAGAGGAAUCAUCAUAUGGUGUAAUUGUUAAUAGUUUUGAGGAAUUGGAGCCAAUUUAUGUGGAGGAAUAUAAGAAAGCUAGAGCGAAAAAAGUUUGGUGUGUUGGCCCUGUUUCUCUGUGUAAUAAGGACAAUGAAGAUUUGGUUACAAGAGGUAACAAGACUGCAAUUGCUAAUCAAGAUUGCUUAAAGUGGCUAGAUAAUAAAGAAGCAAGAAGUGUUGUUUAUGCAAGCCUUGGGAGUUUAUCUAGGUUGACAGUAUUGCAAAUGGCGGAACUUGGUCUUGGUUUAGAAGAGUCAAAUAGGCCUUUUGUGUGGGUGUUAGGAGGAGGUGGUAAGUUAGAUGAUUUAGAGAAAUGGAUUCUUGAGAAUGGAUAUGAGGAAAGAAACAAAGAAAGAGGACUUUUGAUCAGAGGAUGGGCACCACAAGUGCUGAUACUUUCACAUCCUGCAAUUGGUGGAGUAUUGACUCAUUGUGGGUGGAACUCUACAUUGGAAGGUAUUUCAGCAGGAUUACCGAUGGUAACAUGGCCACUUUUUGCUGAGCAAUUUUGCAAUGAGAAGUUAGUUGUCCAAUUGCAAAAAAUUGGAGUAAGCUUAGGUGUGAAGGUGCCUGUCAAGUGGGGAGAUGAGGAAAAUGUUGGAGUUUUGGUGAAGAAGGAUGAUGUUAAGAAAGCGUUAGACAAACUAAUGGAUGAAGGAGAAGAAGGACAAGUAAGAAGAACAAAAGCAAAAGAGUUGGGAGAAUUAGCUAAGAAGGCAUUUGAAGAAGGUGGUUCUUCUUAUGUUAACUUGACAUCACUGAUUGAAGAUAUCAUUGAGCAACAAAAUCACAAGAAAAAUAGUCAAGAUAGUUAUGAAUGAAGUUAUUAGUGUCAGCUGCAGUUUUAUGGUCUCAACAUUCAAGAUUCUUAACAUUGAAUUCACUAUAUUGUCAAGAUUAUGGGUCUAGACCUACUAUUUAUUGCAAUUUUAGUGAUUUUUUUGUAUACAUAAUUUAGGUUUCGGUCGAAAGCAUUGAAUUCAGAUGAAUUCGAUGCAGCAACGUUGUUACCUUCCAGAUUUGCCUUUCGGCAACAAUUAUUACCUACAAAACUUAGGAUUAUUGUUUGCGUUUAA